Molecule: messenger RNA, 787 nt
Organism: Trichechus manatus latirostris (Florida manatee)
Lineage: Eukaryota; Metazoa; Chordata; Mammalia; Sirenia; Trichechidae
Product: cysteine-rich protein 1
Exons: 5
Coding region: 136-411 (91 amino acids)
Biological process (GO): intrinsic apoptotic signaling pathway in response to DNA damage; regulation of gene expression
Molecular function (GO): zinc ion binding
Source: RefSeq, a predicted model, not a curated record
GCACCACGUGGGCAAGGAGGUGACAGAUCUACAGAGACAGCCGGCACCCCCUCCCCCGCCACACACAGAGGAAGGAGAGGUGUUGUUGGUGGACGGUGAUCAAGUGGGCAGGAGGGUUAGGCAGAGGGCAGUGCCAUGGGUCAGGGAUUUCCCGACAGGGUGGCAAGGAGGCCGGGAUCCCACUACGAACUGGGCCAGGCUAAGGGAAGGACGCGAGCCGAGAGGGUGACAUCCCUGGGGAAGGACUGGCAUCGGCCCUGCCUGAAGUGUGAGAAAUGUGGAAAGACGCUGACCUCUGGGGGCCACGCUGAGCAUGAGGGCAAACCCUAUUGCAACCACCCCUGCUAUGCGGCCAUGUUUGGGCCCAAAGGCUUUGGGAGAGGUGGAGCUGAGAGCCACACUUUCAAGUAAACCCAGGCCCCACUCCCUGCUGGCCAGCCACCCACCACGCUGCUUCUCCUUCAGGCAGAUGCCAGGCCUUGCCCCCCAGUACCCACGGCUCCCCUGUAGCCCCUCAUACCCUCAAUAAACUCCAAACACUCUGAACGCCCGUGGCUGUGUGUGCGUGCGUGUGUGUUCGUGCGCACACAUGAGUGUGUCAGGAUGGGCAGGAGGCUCAGCUGGGGUCUGACCUGGACCCUUCCGGCACCCACUCCUCCUGCUGCAGGAGGCGUCGCCCUGGGGCCCACCAUGGGUAGGGGUGGGAGAGAGGCCAGGCCACCUGGACAGACUUCUGGGGCCAGCACCUACACAGGCUUGAAGCCUUCUUACCCUCAUACACACAGUG